Messenger RNA from Plodia interpunctella (Indianmeal moth), 1152 nucleotides. RefSeq lists its product as uncharacterized. Lineage: Eukaryota; Metazoa; Arthropoda; Insecta; Lepidoptera; Pyralidae. Gene Ontology annotation, molecular function: N-acetyltransferase activity. The record is from RefSeq and is a predicted model, not a curated record. The transcript has 5 exons. Bases 164 to 862 code for a protein of 232 amino acids.
UAAAUGCAAACUCGCCGCUAUUAACAAAGCAAAAAAUCUCGACAUUGAGCUAAUGAGCCAUGUGACAUGUGAUAUCACUAUGAUUAUUUUGAUCACUCAGUGUAACCAAGGAAGGCGGUUCGGUCAGACAGUGUUGGCGAGACAGGAAAAAUAAUCACUUGACAUGCCCUUCGAAAGGGUCUGGGACGAAACCUGCCCUCGGAUAUGGGACCAGUGGCAGGCUGACGGUACAAGGUAUACCAUCCAGGACCUACCUCCGGAGGACGACGAGGAAGCCGUCAAGGUUCUGCUGGAGAACCUGGCCACUGAUGAGGUUCUUUGUAAACUCCAGGGGCUCGUCGACGACCCAGCGAGCAUGCGCGGAAUGGCCGCACUGUGGAGGAACAGCGUCGCGCUGCGUAUGAGUCUCGCUUGCUAUGCGGAGAGAGAUGGCGCGAGACAACUGGUGGCCGUCAACGUGUGCUUGGUCAAGGAGAAGGGUGUUGAGCCGCAGUAUGAUUUUGAAGGCGAAAAAUAUAAGAACGUGUUGGAUGCAGUUGUGCACUCAGAGAAGAAGGCAAACCCUUUGGAAUACCUUGGUCUGGACAAGGCUCUAGCGGCCCUGGGUCUAACUGUUGUCAGAGAGUAUAGGGGAGCCAAGCUGGGAUCCAGGAUUUUGUCUGCCAGGGAACCACUGUGCCGCGCGCUUGGCAUCGGCGGGACUACAACCAUCUUCACAGGGAUAGCAGCUCAAAAAUCAGCCGCGCGGAGUGGCUUCCAUAGCAUAUAUGAAAAUCCUAUCAAGGAGUACGCUGAUGUUGGCCUGGAUUACCCAAAAGAUGACGAACGGGUCGUCAAGAUUAUGGUUAAGAAAUAUGUAUAAGUGUUAAUAGUUAUAGUGCAAUGAGUUGUAGUCGGAAUAAUUUUGAAAUUUUUUUGCAAGAUUUUCGAUUGAAAAACGACCAUCAGGGCGUCUGCUCAGAUAGUUUCAAGAAUACAUUAAAAAAUUUUAACUUCUACAAUUACGCCGUUGUUCAUAAAAGGUAACUUUGAGCUAAAGUAGGUACCUAUAUUUUGCUCUUUCUCUCAAAUGUCAUAUAUUAUAAAGUGCGAUAGUGACAAAACAUACUUUAGCUUAGAUAAUGACAUAAAAAAUAAUAAUAUUAUGUAAAA